This is a messenger RNA of Apaloderma vittatum (bar-tailed trogon), 3315 nucleotides long. RefSeq names its product clathrin interactor 1 (gene CLINT1). Bases 8 to 1909 code for a protein of 633 amino acids. Gene Ontology annotation, biological process: endocytosis. Gene Ontology annotation, cellular component: clathrin vesicle coat; endosome; plasma membrane. NCBI's taxonomy places the organism in Eukaryota, Metazoa, Chordata, Aves, Trogoniformes, Trogonidae. Gene Ontology annotation, molecular function: phospholipid binding; clathrin binding. The transcript is spliced from 11 exons. The record is from RefSeq and is a predicted model, not a curated record.
UGUGGUUAUGAAUUAUUCAGAAAUAGAAUCUAAAGUUCGAGAAGCAACCAAUGAUGAUCCGUGGGGACCUUCAGGGCAACUCAUGGGAGAGAUUGCCAAGGCUACGUUUAUGUAUGAACAGUUUCCAGAACUUAUGAACAUGCUUUGGACUCGAAUGCUGAAAGACAAUAAAAAGAACUGGAGGAGGGUUUAUAAGUCUUUGCUGCUCCUAGCUUACCUCAUAAGGAAUGGAUCAGAGCGUGUUGUUACAAGUGCCAGAGAACACAUUUAUGAUUUGCGAUCCCUGGAAAAUUACCACUUUGUAGAUGAAAAUGGUAAAGACCAAGGUAUAAACAUACGCCAGAAGGUAAAAGAAAUGGUUGAGUUUGCUCAAGAUGAUGAUCGACUUCGGGAAGAGAGGAAGAAAGCAAAGAAGAACAAAGACAAAUACAUUGGGGUUUCUUCGGACAGUGUUGGAGGGUUCCGAUAUAGUGAAAGAUACGAUCCUGAGCCCAAGUCAAAAUGGGAUGAAGAAUGGGAUAAAAAACCAUCUUUUCCAUUCAGCGAUAAGUUAGGUGAGCUAAGCGACAAAAUUGGAAGCACGAUCGAUGAUACUAUCAGCAAGUUCCGACGGAAAGAUAGGGAAGACUCUCCAGAAAGAUGCAGUGACAGUGAUGAGGAAAAAUCAAGAAGAGGUAAAUCUCCCAAAGCUGAAUUUAAAGAUGAAGAAGAGACUGUGAGAACGAAACACAUUCAUAUUACACAAGCUACAGAAAUUACAACCACCAGACACAAACGCACAGCAAAUCCUUCAAAAACCAUCGACUUGGGAGCAGCAGCACAUUAUACAGGGGAUAAAGCAAGUCCAGAACAGAAUGUUGCUGCUCAUAAUGCACAACCUACAGCAAAGGCUUCUGUACCCUCUGCCAGCAAGUCAUCAAAUGACCUGGUUGAUCUGUUUGAUGGAGCUAGCCAGCCUGUCUCAACAGGUGGAUCAAGUGACCUGUUUGGAGGAUUUGCUGAUUUUAGUUCAGCUGCUGCUUCAGCAAGUUUCCCAUCAUCACAAGGUACAGCAACAAGUGGAAAUGGAGACUUUGGUGACUGGAGUGCCUUCAACCAAGCUUCUCCUUGUCCCAGUGCUUCACCUGGAGAGCUCUUCAGCACCACGGCACAGCAGCCAGCUAUAGACCUCUUCAGUAGCUCACAGUCAACUUCUGGCCAGCCUCCGACUGCUUCAAAUUCUACUGAUCUCUUUGAUUUAAUGGGCCCUUCUCAGACAACCAUGACGGCUUCACAAAGUAUGAAUUUCUCUAUGAUGAGCUCCAACGCUGUGGGCAUCAGUUUACCCAUGUCAAGGUCACAGCCUCUGCAAAGCAUGGACACUAUGAUGCCGAAGCCUACCCCUCUUUAUAAUGCAAGCACAGAGAUGGUCCAGAAGAAUUCAAGCAAAACUCUGCCCUCAACUUGGUCAGAUCCCAGUGUAAAUAUCAGUUUGGACAAUUUAGUACCUGGGAUGCAGCCUUCCAAACCCCAGCAGCCAUCACUUAAUUUCAUGAUGCAGCAACAAAAUAUGCAACAACCCGUGAAUGUCAUGACUCAAAACUUUGCAGCUGUGAACCUCAAUCCUCAGCCCAACAUGAUGCCCGUUCGGCCCCAGACAAGCCCCAUGAUGGGAGGGCCCAUUCCCGUGGGGAUGGGAAUGCCCGGGGUGAUGUCAGGUACGAUGGGAAUGACGUCCCUGGGCCCCACGCCUAUGAUGAACCAGGGAAUGAUGGGAAUGAACAUGAACAUGGGGGUUCCGGCUACGGGAGUGGGUUUGACGGGCGCACUAGGGAUGGGGGUACACAAUCUCGCUAUGACCUCUCUGGCUCCUGGGACUGUACAACCCAAGCAAGAUGCCUUUGCAAAUUUUGCCAAUUUUAGCAAAUAAAAGAUUGUAAAAUAAGUAAAUAAAAUGAAAUAAACCUGAAAUAAAUGGGCAGACUGAAUGAAGGAUUUUUAGCUGCACAAAUAUAGCUGGGGAAGGGAUGGAAAACACUGAUCAAUACUUUUUUUUUUUCUUUAUCAGUUAAAGUGUCUACAUGAAGAACCAAAAGCUAUUUUCUAAGUGUUGAAAUAACUAGUUCAAAUUCUAGAGAGGUGAAAGGUUUCUUCUAAGGAGUGUGUUAGAUGAUUUUGCAAAAUAAUUUGUACUGAGACCAUCAGAAAACCUUUCCUAUCUAGAAGAACCAAUUUUAACUUUGAAACUUGAUGGAAGACUGGAAUGGGGGUUGGGUGAAAAUGUUUGAAUCUAAUUUUAUACUUUUCUUUUUUCUUGAAGAGCUUGACUUUCUUUUCCCCCUCUCCCUGAUCGCUUUGUCAUAAUCGGAUCAUUCCUUUUACUACCACUGAGUUCACAAUUGAAGUCACUCAAGUACUAUGAUCAGUUUUUUAUAAGAAUAUAUAUUUUUGUCCAAAAAUGGCUUACCUAUGUGAUUAUGGCUAAUUCAAAGGGACCUGGAAUGUAUAUAUACUUUUGCUAAUGUUCCAGCCACACUGCUACAUUACCCAAAUUUUUAUCAUAAAAAUCCUCUCUUGGCAGUUUGGUGAUAAACCGAUUUUUGGGGACUUAACGUGCUUCUAUUGUUAUAACUGAUAUCCGGCACGAGGCUGAAGAAGCUUUAUCCAAGACUGCUGGAAGGUUUCCUUUCAGAAAACUCAAAAAAAAUGGACUUUUUUGCAGUUCUUUUACAGUGGCACUGAGCAUCCUUUGUACCACCAAUGUCCCUAUGGAGCCACUGGUUUAGGACAUUGGCAGCAGCCAAAAGGCAAAAAUAUUUAUUUUUUGGCAUCAUUACAAAAAAAGUAACAAGGUGAAUUACACUUAAGUUAUGUAACUCUGUAACCCUACCUUAAUCCAACAGCAUUGGAUCUUAGCUUUUAUACCAUAUUCGGUGAUUCUCUUGUGUACAUAUGGCAUUAGCAGCUGUGGAAUCCAAUAGAGGAGUAAAAUAUAUAUAUAUAUUAAUAAAGGAAACCUGUAGCAGUCAAAGACUUUACUGAUUUACUGAAAACAAAAGAAUGAAAUAAGGUUUUAGGGAGUUUUGUUUUUUCCUUCUGUAAUUCUGCAUUUAAGUUCACAUGAAUCAUGAUUCUAGAAUCUGGAAUACGAAGACAUUGUUAUAUUUACAAGCUGGGAAUAUUGUUAAGAAAAAGCACUAUACUAUAGGUAUGAAAUAUAUUGCCUCCCUUUUCUUAUGUUGGAUUUCUUUUUUAUUAUUAAAUUGAUAAAACUUUGUUUCCAUUGUAUUCAUAAUGUUCUGUUAUACAUAACAUUAAAAUGUUCAUUAAAAUCAA